AACUGGGUAAAUCGCCUUGGAGUUAUGCCAAUCCUUGGUCAGUCAAUUGUAACCCCCUCAUGCAUGUUACUACUUACCGUAUUUCUGGCCAUACAGCGGACGGUUCUUUCCCAGGGACCGGAUGUGAGAUUGGUCAAUUCGGACGAUCGUUGCUCUGGAAGAGUAGAAAUCUUUCACGAUGGAAGUUGGGGCACGGUUUGUGAUGAUGGCUGGGAUUUGACAGAUGCCACUGUUCUUUGCAAGGAGCUGCAAUGUGGACCCGCCCUAUCGGUGCAUGGUAACGCUCGGUUUGGUGAAGGUACCGGCAAGAUUUGGAUGGAUGAUGUUUCCUGCGGGGGGACAGAGUCCCAUCUCCGGUCUUGCUCCUUCCCUGGUUGGGGAACCCAAAACUGUGGUCAUGGUGAGGAUGCAGGUGUAAUCUGUAACCCAGGUAAGACCCAGCCAUUGGUAAAUUCAAACGAUCGUUGCUCUGGAAGAGUGGAAAUCUUUCACGAUGGAAGUUGGGGCACGGUUUGUGAUGAUGGCUGGGAUUUGACAGAUGCCACUGUUCUUUGCAAGGAGCUGCAAUGUGGACCCGCCCUAUCAGUGCAUGGUAACGCUCGGUUUGGUGAAGGUACCGGCAACAUUUGGAUGGAUGAUGUUUCCUGCGAGGGGACAGAGUCCCAUCUCCGGUCUUGCUCCUUCCCUGGUUGGGGAACCCAAAACUGUGGUCAUGGUGAGGAUGCAGGUGUAAUCUGUAACCCAGGAUCGGGCGUGAGAUUGGUCAAUUCAGACGAUCGUUGCUCUGGAAGAGUAGAAAUCUUUCACGAUGGAAGUUGGGGCACGGUUUGUGAUGAUGGCUGGGAUUUGACAGAUGCCACUGUUCUUUGCAAAGAGCUGCAAUGUGGACCCGUCCUAUCGGUGCAUGGUAACGCUCGGUUUGGAGAAGGUACUGGCAAGAUUUGGAUGGAUGAUGUUUCCUGCAAGGGGACAGAGUCCCAUCUCCGGUCUUGUUCCUUCCCUGGUUGGGGAACCCAAAACUGUGGUCAUGGUGAGGAUGCAGGUGUAAUCUGUAACCCAGGACCGGAUGUGAGAUUGGUCAAUUCAGAUGAUCAUUGUUCUGGAAGAGUGGAAAUCUUUCACGAUGGAAGCUGGGGCACGGUUUGUGAUGAUGGCUGGGAUUUGACAGAUGCCACUGUUCUUUGCAAAGAGCUACAAUGUGGACCCGCCCUAUCGGUGCAUGGUAGCGCUCGGUUUGGACCAGGUACCGGCAAGAUUUGGAUGGAUGAUGUUUCCUGCGGGGGGACAGAGUCCCAUCUCCGGUCUUGCUCCUUCCCUGGUUGGGGAACCCACAACUGUGGUCAUGGUGAGGAUGCAGGUGUAAUCUGUUACCCAGGAUCGGGUGUGAGAUUGGUCAAUACAGGCGAUCGUUGCUCUGGAAGAGUGGAAAUCUUUCAUGAUGGAAGUUGGGGCACGGUUUGUGAUGAUGGCUGGGAUUUGACAGAUGCCACUGUUCUUUGCAAGGAGCUGCAUUGUGGACCCGCCCUAUCGGUGCAUGGUAGUGCUCGGUUUGGAGAAGGUACUGGCAAGAUUUGGAUGGAUGAUGUUUCCUGCGGGGGGACAGAGUCCCAUCUCCGGUCUUGCUCCUUCCCUGGUUGGGGAACCCACAACUGUGGUCAUGGUGAGGAUGCAGGUGUAAUCUGUAACCCAGGUGAGAGCCCAGCCGUACCUUCUGAUACCUUCUGGUAAUGGAUCCACUCUGCUCUCUCAGGAUCGGAUGUGAGAUUGGUCAAUUCAGAUGAUCGUUGCUCUGGAAGAGUGGAAAUCUUUCACGAUGGAAGUUGGGGCACGGUUUGUGAUGAUGGCUGGGAUUUGACAGAUGCCACUGUUCUUUGCAAGGAGCUGCAAUGUGGACCCGCCCUGUCGGUGCAUGGUAACGCUCGGUUUGGACCAGGUACCGGCAAGAUUUGGAUGGAUGAUGUUUCCUGCGGGGGGACAGAGUCCCAUCUCCGGUCUUGCUCCUUCCCUGGUUGGGGAACCCACAACUGUGGUCAUGGCGAGGAUGCAGGUGUAAUCUGUAACCCAGGAUCGGAUGUGAGAUUGGUCAAUUCAGACGAUCGUUGCUCAGGAAGAGUUGAAAUAUUUUACAAUGGAAGUUGGGGCACGGUUUGCGAUGAUGGCUGGGAUUUGACAGAUGCCACUGUUCUUUGCAAGGAGCUGCAAUGUGGACCCGCCCUAUCGGUGCAUGGUAGCGCUCGGUUUGGACCAGGUACCGGCAAGAUUUGGAUGGAUGAUGUUUCCUGCAAUGGGACAGAGUCCCAUCUCCGGUCUUGCUCCUUCCCUGGUUGGGGAACCCACAACUGUGGUCAUGGUGAGGAUGCAGGUGUAACCUGUUACCCAGGUAAGAGCCCAGCUGUAUAA
Molecule: messenger RNA, 2400 nt
Organism: Hemiscyllium ocellatum (epaulette shark)
Lineage: Eukaryota; Metazoa; Chordata; Chondrichthyes; Orectolobiformes; Hemiscylliidae
Product: deleted in malignant brain tumors 1 protein-like
Exons: 9
Cellular component (GO): membrane
Source: RefSeq, a predicted model, not a curated record